Zasmidium cellare ATCC 36951 is the source of this 765-nucleotide messenger RNA. RefSeq lists its product as uncharacterized. Lineage: Eukaryota; Fungi; Ascomycota; Dothideomycetes; Mycosphaerellales; Mycosphaerellaceae. The transcript is spliced from 2 exons. Bases 1 to 765 code for a protein of 254 amino acids. The record is from RefSeq and is a predicted model, not a curated record. Gene Ontology annotation, molecular function: oxidoreductase activity, acting on the CH-OH group of donors, NAD or NADP as acceptor.
AUGCCGAACGUCCUAGUCGUGGGCGCCACCCGAGGCCUAGGCUACGAACUGGUCAAGCAAUACGCUGAGAAAGGCGACACCGUCACCGGCACAGCUCGCUCGAGCACACCAAAAGACGCCCCCAGCAGCAUCAAAUGGAUCAGCCGCAUCGACGUAGCCGAGGAGGAUGCAGGCUCCAAAAUCGCUGAAGGCCUCAAAGGACAGGCCCAAGACAUCGUGAUCAUUUCAGCCGGCUACUUCGGAAAGGAGUCCUUCGACGAGCCGAGAUUCGAUGCCGAAGUUACGAUGUACAAGACUUCGGCCAUUGGACCUGUCUUCAUCACUCAUGCCUUGCACAAAGCUGGCUUGCUGAAGGAAGGCACGAAACUUAUCCUCGUCUCCUCCGAAGCAGGCAGUAUCACUCUCCGCCACGAGAGCGAGGGUGGCGGCAUGUACGGCCAUCACGCCUCGAAAGCGGCCUUGAACAUGGUUGGCAAGUUACUCAGUUUCGAUCUCAAGGACGCCGGUGUGGCUGUCGGUCUGGUGCAUCCUGCUUUCAUGCGGACGGAGAUGACGAAGGGCGUGGGCUUCGAUAAGUUUUGGGAUGUGGGUGGUGCUGUUACUCCUGAUGUUAGUGCGGGCAGUUUGGUUGAGUGGAUUGAGACGUUUGAUAUUAGCAAGACUGGGCAGUACUGGGCACCGAGGGGACCUGGUGAUAUUGGUACUGCAGAGCCAACUUUAGGACCGAAGGACAAGCUGCCGACGCCGUUGCAGCUCCCAUGGUAG